This is a messenger RNA of Alosa sapidissima (American shad), 2995 nucleotides long. RefSeq names its product beta,beta-carotene 15,15'-dioxygenase-like. Gene Ontology annotation, biological process: carotene catabolic process; retinal metabolic process. Gene Ontology annotation, molecular function: beta-carotene 15,15'-dioxygenase activity; carotenoid dioxygenase activity. The transcript has 11 exons. The coding region runs from base 29 to 1609 and encodes 526 amino acids. The record is from RefSeq and is a predicted model, not a curated record. NCBI's taxonomy places the organism in Eukaryota, Metazoa, Chordata, Actinopteri, Clupeiformes, Clupeidae.
GAAAAUAGUUUGCUGACAGCACGGAAUCAUGGACAAAGUAUUUGCAAAAAAUGGAACAGAGACCCCGGAGCCUGUAAAAGCGGAAGUAUCAGGCACAGUUCCUGAAUGGUUACAGGGAACCCUUGUGCGCAAUGGACCUGGGAUGUUCUCUGUUGGGGAUACUGCAUACAAACACUGGUUUGAUGGCAUGGCUCUCCUCCAUAGCUUCACCUUUAAAGAUGGUGAUGUCUACUACCGGAGUAAAUUUCUCAAGAGUGAUACUUUCAAAAAGAACACAGGUGCCAACAGGAUUGUGGUGUCUGAAUUUGGGACUAUGGCCUAUCCUGAUCCCUGCAAAAGCAUAUUUUCAAAGGCUUUCUCCUACUUCAGCAAUGCCAUCCCUGAUUUCACGGACAACAACCUUGUGAAUAUUAUACGAUAUGGUGAGGACUACUAUGCUGCAUCUGAAGUGAACUACAUCAACCAGGUCGACCCACACACUCUGGAGACAGUUGGGAGAGUAAAUUACAGGAACCAUAUUGCAGUAAACUUGGCUACUGCACACCCUCACUAUGAUGAAGAAGGAAACACCUACAACAUGGGCACAGCAAUUAUGGGUUUUGGCCGACCCAAGUACAUGAUAUUCAAAGUUCCAGCCAACGCAUCAGAUAAAGACAAGAAACAGCCAACCUUGAGUAAAGUGGAGCAGGUGUGCUCUAUCCCCUUCAGAUCAGCCCUCUACCCGAGUUACUUCCACAGCUUUGGCAUGACUGAGAACUACAUUGUCUUCGUGGAGCAAGCCUUUAAGCUUGACAUCCUCAGGCUUGCAACGGCCUACUUCAGAGGGGUUAAUUGGGGAGCCUGCCUCACAUAUGACAAAGAUGAUGUUACAAUAUUUCAUCUGAUCGACCGGCACACUGGGAAAGCCAUUUCCAGAAAGUUCUAUGGAGAUCCCUUUGUGGUGUUCCACCACAUAAAUUCUUACGAGGAAAACGGCCAUGUUGUGUUUGAUCUGAUUGCAUACAAAGACAGCAACCUGUACGAAAUGUUCUACAUUGAAAACCUGAAACAGGACACAGACAAGUUCAUUGAAAACAACAAGAUCUUCUCACCACCAGUCUGUCAGAGAUUCGUUUUGCCCAUCACUGUUGACAAGAACACUCCAGUGGGCACAAACCUUGUAACACUAGAGGACACAUCAGCCAAAGCAGUGACCCAAAAUGAUGGCUCAGUCUUCUGUUCACCUGAUACACUCUUUGUGGGUUUAGAAUUGCCACAGAUUAAUUACAAAUUCAAUACCAAAAAGUACAGAUAUUUCUACGGCUCAAGAGUGGAGUGGUCUCCACAUCCAAAUAAGAUUGCCAAAGUGGACAUUGUCACCAGAACUCAUAAAAUCUGGACUAAUGACGAGUGCUACAUCUCUGAGCCGAUUUUUGUGGCCUCACCUGAUGCUGUUGAGGAGGAUGAUGGAGUCCUUCUGUCCUCGAUCGUGUCUCUUAAUCCUGCAAAACCCAACUUCAUGCUCAUCUUGAAUGCCAAGACAUUGGAGGAGAUUGCCCGUGCAGAGGUGGAUGUGUCUGUUCACAUGGAUCUGCACGGCUAUUUUAUUCCUCAGAAGGACAGCAACUGAGCAGGUUUUGGUCUUUGGGUUUAACCGUUUCUUUCAGCCCUUAAAAUAGUUAUUGAAAACCCUAUGUGCUCUGUGAUUAUUAUUAACAUUAUCGAUCAAAUCUCAAUGAGACAAAUUGUAACACAUUAUCUGUCAAAUGUAUUAUUUACAUAUGAUGCUGCCUAUUUAUUAACAUAUAACAAGCCCAUAAUAUAAUUUAGUAUUUCAUUUGUUUUUUAACUUCACUGUCUUCACUAGCUGGGUUUCUAUCCAACUUUUUGAUGCAAAUUUUCAUCAUUUGAAUAGGGACUCCUAUAGGGAAUAAUCUGGAGUAAAACCACCAAGGGUCUAUUUAUGGAUGGAGUUCAAAUUUAAAUACAUUAAUCAGAGGAGUUUUGAGAUUUUUGCAUUAACAAUGAAAUGGUUCAGUAGUGGUGUGGAGAGGGUCCCUACAGACAAUCAAAGUAUUGUAAACGUUGUGUACAGAGAGGUUAUAAUGAGGACUGUUAAGGAAAUCAGUGCAUUACCUUAAACUUGUCUUUCAAUCGCCGGCAUCUUGAGAAUUCCUAAGUUAUUUUCACUCCGGAGUAUUGCUUUAAAGCAACACAAUGUAGUUUUUUGCCUCAAAGGAAGGCAUUUUGAUGCUACACUGACUUACAAUAUGUGAAGUCACAUUUCCAAUGUGUGCCAGGAAUGCCUGGUAUUCACCCCUAUUUGGAAUUACACAGAUGUCACAGUUGCAAACGGAAGUUCAUGAACGUGAGGAAACCUUGCCAUGGAACGUGAGGAAACCUUGCCAUGGAACGUGAGGAAACCUUGCCACGCCUCCACUUCCCAUUAACCAGAUAACUUAGUCAAGGCUCACCUGCUCGCACCGCUUCAGCAUUCGCUCGCGCUCGCAGUAGCCACCGGUUUGCUCCCUCGUUUCAUGCAGAACUUGCUGCCCAUUAAAUCCGUCUGUUUACACACUUUCAUUUGCGUCUGCACGGGGACUCUUGGAGUGAGGCAGUUGUUGCAUUCGUAUUAGAGCUGUUAUGUAAAGCCCACUCGUUCGUUGAGAGACAUGUCGCAAACAUGUAUGCCAGUUGAAGCCACUUGUUUUGCUGAUUGCCUGUUUCUACCUAACAGCUAGUGUUCGGUCGCGUCGGGCUUGUUCAUAGAUACUUCAGCUCACAGAGUUGCCUCUACCUUUUGGCUUGUGUAACGGAUGCCAGCUAGCUUAGCUGUGCUCGUGGAACGUUGGUAAACCUAACUCCCCGGCGCCUCAAGAGUGCUGCUGGCAUACGAGCCAGGUUCAACACAAUGCAGGUUACACUUGCUUGGAGGCAUAGGGCAGGGCUGUAGUCAAGACCACAUUUGUCGAGUCCAAGUCAAGUCCAAGACCAGGACUAGUCGAGAGUCGAGACC